AUGGGCUAUUCUAAAGGAAAUGCAGCAAAGGGAGCCACUCUCUUUAAGCAAAGAUGCUCAACAUGUCACAACCUCGAAAAGACUGGUGAAAAAAAAAUCGGUCCAACUCUCCAUGGCCUCUUCGGACGUAAGACAGGAUCUGUUGAAGGUUACGAUUAUACCGAUGCGAAUAAAGGAAAAGGGAUAGUAUGGAAUCACGAUACACUAUUUCUGUAUCUUGAAAACCCAAAAAAAUACAUUCCAGGCACAAAAAUGGCUUAUGGCGGACUAAAGAAAGAAGCUGAUCGGAACAAUCUUAUCACAUACCUAGAAGAAAAUACGAAAUGA
Blumeria graminis f. sp. triticale is the source of this 327-nucleotide messenger RNA. NCBI's taxonomy places the organism in Eukaryota, Fungi, Ascomycota, Leotiomycetes, Helotiales, Erysiphaceae. The record is from the annotation of a GenBank genome assembly.